AUGGCUGACGAUAAAGGUGUCCCACCCCCUUAUUCAGGACCCUCCCCAGGACAACCCGGGGGCUACGGCCCUGGAUAUGGCGGCUUCCCCCCACAGCAAGGAGGCUACCCUCCACCACAGGGCGGCUACCCUCCACCACAAGCCGGCUACCCACCCCCUCAAGCAGGCUAUCCACCCCCACAAGGAGGGUACCCACCCCCACAAGGAGGGUACCCACCCCCACAAGCGGGGUAUCCCCCACCCCAAGGAUACGCCUACCCCCCUGCUCCUAUGAUGCAACAGUCCAGUACAUCAAACAAUGUGGUCGUCGUCUCCGGUGGUGGCGGGGGUGUUAAUCAGACGGUGAUAGUAGAGAGACGAGGCGUCAACCACUGUCUGCACUGUAUUAUCACGCUAUUCUUUCCCUUGUGGAUUAUUGUUUGGAUUAUUUUGUGUAUCACAGAUAACUAGCCCCUGUCGUCACACAAUUGUUGUACACAAGAUUCAGGACCAAGAGACAGUCACUAUAUACAUCAUUGUCUUUUUAUACAAACACCUAAGCCAUAAAUAAAACAAUUACUCACUAAUUCAUUACAAAAAAUAAAAACAACUACAGAGAAAUAAACGAAACAACAGACAGACAGGCGACAGACUUCACGUUUUGUAGUAUGUUUUGAUUAAAUUAAAAGUUGUAAAAAUUAUAAAUCUUAUCUUAUAUAUUUAUAUUAUUUAAAGAAAAUAAUAUCCUAAAAAUGUAAUAUGAAUGUCUGAUUUCUAAAGAUUAUUAUUCGUUCGACAAAUGCAAAAAAAAAAGUAAUUUGAAAUUAAAAUAGUAAAUUUUUUUUUGUAUAAAGUGAACAUCUUUUAAAUUAUGUGAACAUCAUUUUUAUAAUAAGCGGGUGUCUUUGAAAUGACUAAGUAAUGAACCCACGUUGUUUUUUUUUUUACUGUAGUCGUAUGUCUUAUGUUGAUCAAAUUUUGUUUUUAUUGUUAUAGCUACACUGUUCAAACUUUCCAUUUGCAAUUUCAACAAAAUACCGAAAACACUUGGAAUUAGCGAAAGGUUUAAGCUGUAUUCAGAACACUAACUAGAUAGCCUACUUUUCUUGUAGAGUGUUAGUAGUAGUAGAAAGAAGAAGUUAAUGUAUAGAAAUUACUAGUUUAUGUUAGUGGUUCUUAACCUGGGUUCGAUCGAACCCCAGUGGUUCGAUGAGUCAGUCUCAGGGGUUCGGCGGAGGUCAAGACACACUCCCGACUCAUUUGAUUCACGAUCGGAUUUAGACAGUGCAGAUAUAAAUAUUAUAGAAGGUUUGAUGAAUGCACCUAUGAAACUAAUGGGGUUCGGUACCUCCAAAUAGGUUAAGAAGCACUGGUUUAUGUAUAGAAAGCAGUAAUUGAAGGAGAAAAUGAGUAGUUGAGAUAUUUAUAUAGGGUCUACUGUUUAGAAAAUAAGUUCCUAUUAAGAGUAGGGAUAUAGAGGAGCAGUAUAACAGUAGUGUCAUUUAUUCAUAAUCUUCUGAUUAAAUAGCGUAAGUGUAUGAGACCAGCGUCACUAAAUCUAGCAUAAUACUUUGACGUAAUCAACUUUUUACUUAAUUGUGGAAUAGUCAUAGAAAACAAUGGUUUUGUAAAGAGUUAUAUUGUAAUUCUUAUGACAUUGGAUAAUGCGCAACUGUAAACUGAACACUUAUUCCAACAGUAAUUCUUAUACUUGUAGUACGUACAUAAUAUAUAAGAGCAAGUAAUCGACAAACACAGCUUCUAGGCAACUCUUUACCUGAUUUGAUUGAAAACAAUGGAUGCUUUCCCUUGCACAAGUCUCCUUGCACAUUAUCUCCCUUGGUUUACUUGACUACACCGCGCAUUACUAGAACUCAAAACAGUAUGUUGUAACACAACCAAUCACAACAAUGUAUUCAUCAAAACAAUCCGCCAGUCUAUUAUAUCCUAAUAAAAUAAAAAUAAAAACGUUUUUAACUUUUGUUUUCUACCAACAUAGAGGAAAAACAAAAACUAUUGUAUUGUUUUUACUUUCAUUCAAGUCAGCUGAUUUCCAGCUUGCUUAGAUUUUCAUAUCAUUGAUACGUUUAAAAAACAAGUUUCAACUGCGUGUUCAUAUUUUAUUUAAAUAAAAAAUAAUACCACA
This is a messenger RNA of Physella acuta, 2125 nucleotides long. RefSeq lists its product as uncharacterized. Lineage: Eukaryota; Metazoa; Mollusca; Gastropoda; Physidae. The record is from RefSeq and is a predicted model, not a curated record.